Messenger RNA from Pararge aegeria (speckled wood butterfly), 2335 nucleotides. Its product is annotated as interleukin-1 receptor-associated kinase 4-like. Gene Ontology annotation, cellular component: plasma membrane. The transcript has 4 exons. Gene Ontology annotation, biological process: protein phosphorylation. Gene Ontology annotation, molecular function: protein kinase activity; ATP binding. Lineage: Eukaryota; Metazoa; Arthropoda; Insecta; Lepidoptera; Nymphalidae. The record is from RefSeq and is a predicted model, not a curated record. Bases 295 to 2127 code for a protein of 610 amino acids.
AUUGGCUAAUCUGUGUAAAGACAGAAGAAAAAAAAAACUGUGCAAACUAGUAAAUAAAUACCUCUUUGAUAAAUACCUAGAUACGAGUCCGACAAACAAAUAUCAAUAGGCCUUUGGGUUUUACAAGUUUUUUAGAUAAAAUCUGAACUAAUGGUUAAAAGUUUUUACUGAAAACCCGCUUUAAAAGUUAUCUAAGGUCAAUAAAGUAGUCCUACUCAUGGAUAGGUUUUUCCUUAUUCGCUUAUCCAUUUGAUUGUGGCGUAGGUAUUCGAAAUAGUGCAAUAUUUUAUUAACAUGUACAAAAACGUUGAACUUCGGAAGCUCCCUGCAGAUGCACUGUGCAAAGUUGUUAAUAUCUUAGAGAUUAACAAUGAUUGGAAGAAAGUAAUGUCUAUUAUACCAAAAAACCUACAUAGUGAAGAUUUUGAACCGAAAUACAAUAAUGAGCAAGUGCGAAUGAUAGAGGAGCAUGCAAAAUCAACCAAUCAAAAAUGCUCGGAGAUAUUAAUGGAUGAGUGGGGCACAUCAGGCCGGGUACGACCCACACUUGGCAUUUUGAAGGAAAUUUUAGUUAAAGCUCAAAUAUUUAGAGCUGCUGAUGAAAUUGCCAGGAUUUUAAAUGAAUCUUUACCAGUGCGUCCAGAUUAUGGGCCAGGUAAACCUGUUUCUUUGAAUGUGACAGAAAUUCUAAAUGAUGUUAGUGCAGAACAAAGACUUAAUGACAUGACCACAGCUGUGAAAUCAAACUCAAACCCACUGUGUAACGGAUCUACGAGACAGAUGAAAUCUGCUAGUGAUAUGAUAAAAUUCUCCCAUUCAUCCACUUAUAAAAUGCCACCAGAAACUGUACACCAAUCCUUUGGCAACAAAACAACAGCUCAAAUGAAAUCAGCAGAUGAUCUUAUAGUAUUUUCGAAAGUUCAACCAGCUGAAGAAUCUAUGAAUUUACCAGACUUGAGUGCUAUGCUUGCAAAUGCUAGAAGUACUCAUCAACAAUCAACUACCCCGACUAUAGAUUCAACAGACUCUAGGACUUUGAAAUCAAUCAGCACACAAAGCAAUGCAAACAUUGGUAUGCAUUAUCCUGAAACCUAUCAGACCUCUUUUCCAAAUAUUAAUAUUUCUACAGGAAUAGACAGUGCAAUACUUCAAGAUACUAAUUUGAUUCAUUUUGACUAUGGAACACUAGAUGAUAUUACAGGAAACUUCUCAGAAUCACUAAUUGUGGAUCCAAAAUGUGGUCUAAAAGGCAGAAUAGGGAGUGGAGGUUUUGGAGAUGUUUUUGUAGGCAAAGAUUCUACAUAUGGAAUGCUUGCUGUUAAAAAAGCCCACAGCCACUUAGCAAUACACCGUAGACCUGAAAUAGCAAUGCGAAUAUUUAACGCAGAAGUUAAAUAUCUCUCUCAGUUCAGACAUAAUAAUAUUGUACCAAUAUGGGGUUUUUCUAUGAAUGGACCAGUUCCCUGCAUUGUUUGUGAAUAUAUUGAUGGAGGUUCUCUUCAGCAGAACAUUGAAGCCAAACAUAUUUCAGAUGAAAUUCAAAGAAUUAAUAUAAUGAUAGGGACAGCUGAAGGCUUGAAAUAUUUACAUACUAGUGACAAACCUUUACAAAAUAAAGGAGGCAAUACUAUUUUAAAUGGAGUUGGCGAAUCAGAUUCGCAAAACUCUACAAAACAUUUUGUCCAUGGUGAUGUUAAAACUGCUAAUAUAUUAUUGACAAGAGAUUGUGUUCCGAAGCUAUGUGACUUUGGAUUGGCAAAACAAUACGACUCCACAUUUGUCACUACAUACCCCAUGGGGACCUCAGCAUACAUGGCACCGGAGGGCUUGCAUGGCACUAUUACACAAAAAAUUGAUAUAUUCAGUUUUGGUAUAGUUCUUCUAGAAUUACUGACAGGUUUAAAACCUAUUGUCGAAAACAACGGGGAAAAUCUUAAUAUAAAGCAUUAUGUCGAAGAGAAUUCCGUGAACAACGACAUUACUCCUUUACUGGAUCGUUCUGUUAAUAUUUGGGUAAAAGCUGACGAUGUUUACAACUUGGCCAGAAUGUGUUUAGAGCACAACAGAAAAAGUCGACCUACUAUUGUUGAAGUUUGUGAUAUUUUGAAUAAAAUGAAAAAUGAGUAACAUUAUAUUGUUGAAAUAUAAAAUUAUGAAUUCUAGAUAUUCAACAAAAUUAUAACCAAAUUAGUAAUGUAAAAUCAUGAAAGGAUUUGGUAAAGAAAAGUGCUGUGAAUUUGAAACUUUUUAUGCAAGGCUUACACUGAGACUAAUUACUGAUAAUAUUAUGGCUUAUAAAUAUGUUAAAUACAAAUAAAUAUAUAUUUUUUCUACA